UCAUCUUUUAUAAUAAGUAAAUAUGUUCACAAGUAUAAAAAGAUAACCUCGCCGAUUGAGUCAUGACCGGACCCGGUGGUUGUGGUUUGGUUCUCUGGUGUUGAAGUGAGGUUAGAGAGGAGGUGGUUGAGUCAGGGUCGGCGUUCUAGGGUUUCACGAGUGGGGUUUUCCAGAUCUAUCCUAUCUUAUAGGUGACGGCGCGUGGUGGUAGGAGGCCAACUCCUCUCUAUGUUCCGGUGGUAGAUCUUUAGAUCUGGCCUGUACCGUUCUUCGUCGGAGGUGUGGCGUUAGAAGUUUGUCAUGUGGUAUUGCCUUGGUGUCUUGGUACUGACUCUCUUCUGACGCUGUGAGUGCUUCAGAGUGUUGUUUCCUCAUUGGCGUGAUGUAUGCUGGUGGAUUUCCUAGCAUGUGUUAAGGUUAUUAGUGUUGGCUUGUGGAAAUUCACGGAUCUGAUGUAACGGUGUGGUCGUCUAUGGUUAUGCUUGGCAGCUCCGUUGUCAUCCGGCUCAACUCUCUCUUCUACCCGGUUCUUCUUCCCGUUUCUUCUGUGAUGCAGGUGGCUCGCUAAUCAGAAGACUGCUCCUUAUUUCAGUUUGUGUAGGUUGGUAUGUGUCUCCGUUUCAACCUUUGGCAUGUGAAAAGAUUGGUUCCAGUUCUCAUAAUCAACUAUAGGCGAGGUGCUUAGACCAUUUGGGUUGUCUCCAAACUUAAGCUUACCUCAGAGAUUCCUUGUGGUGACUGGCACUUCCCAGUGUCAACGGUGGUCCCUAAGACUGUCUCGGCAGUGUUUGGUCACACUCUUCUUGUAGGCCUUGGAGUGUGGUCGGGAUAUUGUAACAAGCAGUUCAUCGAGCCCGUCUUUUUGCUUUUGUUGAAGAGCCUCCAAAGAUGCUUUUGAUUUCAAGAUAGGUACGUCCGUUGUGGGUCUGCGUUGUGGGUGCGUGAGAGGAGGAUAGUCGUCGGAUUAGUCAACCAUGACUCUUCUUCUUGGUGGCGUUGCAUACAAAGAAAGUUCGUGUAGGAACAUGAUAUAGGGCUAUCUCUUGUCCACUAUUGUUAUGGUAUGGUGGUGCUGUUUUUUAUGUCUGCUUGGUGUAGAGUUUUGACGUGUGACAAUCUUUGGAGGUUUUUCUUUCUUUCCGAAUAAAUGCUCUGCUUUGUCGAACGGGUGUGUUUGGCCUUGUGUGUUGCUGUCUGGCCAUGUUAGUUUCUGUUUUUGAGGUCUACAGCGAGUUGUUCUCGGUAAACCAAAUUUUAAAGAACAAUUUAUUGGGGCUGUCUUAGCCGAAGUUUCAGGGCAUCACGCUAUGCAAGCUCCACUGCUGCUGCUGCUGCUACGGCUUCACCAGUUUUCUCCGGUAGCUCGCUUCCUUCGUUGAGCAUUCCCUUGGACGGUGUCUCUCUUCCACCAUCACUCCCUGACAAUGUCGGGCCUAGCAAGCUUCAGACCACUACUCUUCCUAAUGGUCUUAUAAUAGCCUCUGAGAUGUCUCCGAAUCCAGCAGCUUCCGUUGGUUUAUACGUAGACUGUGGCUCUAUCUACGAGACACCUUAUUCCCGUGGGGCGACGCACUUGCUUGAGAGGAUGGCUUUCAAGAGUACAUUGAACAGAAGCCAUAUUCGUCUUGUGAGGGAGAUAGAGUCUAUGGGAGCUAGUACUUCAGCCUCUGCUUCACGAGAGCAGAUGGGUUACACCAUCGAUGCUCUCAAAACUUAUGUUCCUCAAAUGGUGGAAGUGCUUGUCGACAGUGUGAGGAACCCUGCUUUCGUGGAUUGGGAAGUCAACGAAGAGCUCGGGAAAAUGAAAGUGGAGAUAGGAGAACUAGCAAAGAACCCUAUGGGUUAUCUCUUGGAGGCGGUUCAUUCAGCUGGUUACUCUGGCGCAAUGGCGAAUCCUUUGUAUGCACCUGAGUCUGCAAUUAGUGGAUUAACCGGAGACGUCUUGGAGAAGUUCGUUUCCGAGAACUACACUGCUCCACGAAUGGUAUUAGCAGCUAGUGGAGUAGAACAUGAGGAGCUUUUAAAAGUAGUUGAGCCAUUACUCUCUGACCUGCCUAAUGUGGCUCGACCAGUGGAGCCUAAGUCUGAAUAUGUUGGUGGAGAUUUCCGUCAACAUACUGGUGACGAGGCUACACAUUUUGCACUUUCUUUUGGAGUGCCAGGUUGGGAUAAGGAGAAGGAAGCUGUUAUGGCCACUGUUCUUCAGAUGCUUAUGGGAGGAGGUGGCUCAUUCUCUGCGGGAGGACCUGGAAAGGGAAUGCAUUCUUGGCUCUACCUCCGCGUUUUGAACCAAUACCAGGAGUUUCAAUCAUGCACUGCCUUCACUAGCAUCUUUAACAACUCUGGAUUGUUUGGAAUCUAUGGCUGCACGAGUCCUGAGUAUGCUGCAAAGGGAAUUGAAUUAGUAGCUGAUGAAAUGAAAGCUGUCGCUGAAGGAAAAGUUAACCAGAAACAUCUUGAUCGAGCCAAGGCUGCUACUAAAUCUGCAAUUCUAAUGAAUCUUGAAUCUAGGAUGAUUGUAGCAGAAGACAUUGGUAGACAGAUACUUACAUACGGGGAGAGGAAGCCAGUGGAUGCAUUCUUAAAGACAGUGGACCAACUCACCUUAAAGGACAUUGCAGAUUUCACCAGCAAGAUUAUUGCAAAACCUUUGACGAUGGGAUCUUUAGGAGCAGUGUUGAAUGUUCCAAGCUACGACUCCGUAAGCAGUAGAUUUUCUUGAAGCUCUCUGUUCAAAGCAAGAGAUCUUUUCUUGCAUCAUAAGAACGAGUUGGGGGGACUUGUAAAAUAAAAAGAAAGCAUUUUUUAGGAAGAUCCAACCACUUCUCUUUUUGUUUUUCUUUUAUUGUUUCAUCUCAUAGUUUUUUGAAUUCUGAGAGAGGAUAAGUCCACCAAAAUGGCGACAAUUCACGACCAUGUUUCUAACUUGGGUUCGUGAAUAAUACCAUUGAUACGUUUACCAACUUCUUUUUUUUAUCUUCA
Brassica rapa (field mustard) is the source of this 2982-nucleotide messenger RNA. RefSeq names its product probable mitochondrial-processing peptidase subunit alpha-2, chloroplastic/mitochondrial. The record is from RefSeq and is a predicted model, not a curated record. Lineage: Eukaryota; Viridiplantae; Streptophyta; Magnoliopsida; Brassicales; Brassicaceae. Gene Ontology annotation, cellular component: mitochondrion. Gene Ontology annotation, molecular function: metalloendopeptidase activity; metal ion binding. Gene Ontology annotation, biological process: proteolysis.